This is a messenger RNA of Drosophila rhopaloa, 1360 nucleotides long. RefSeq lists its product as uncharacterized. The coding region runs from base 104 to 1114 and encodes 336 amino acids. The record is from RefSeq and is a predicted model, not a curated record. The transcript has 2 exons. Lineage: Eukaryota; Metazoa; Arthropoda; Insecta; Diptera; Drosophilidae.
GUAAGCAACUCUAAAGGUGGCAACCUUGGCUGUCAAAUUGAAGCUAGUUAGCAAUUUUGUCUCAGAACAGUGACUGUCGAAUUGAGGAGAUUGAGAAAAGAAAAUGAAUUCCCAGUUCAGCCGAAAAGCCACACCAGAGUCAACAACAACACUCACAGCUAUAGAACCAAAGCCGUCGACCAACCUGGCGAGCCAAAAAUCGAGAUCCGCGACGGUGGUGCUGAAGGGCCGUAAUCGCCGUCGUCGCCAUGAUGGAGCUGCCGGUGGCUUUGGAGGGGUUGGUGCAGUUGGAGGAGUUGGUGGUGGUGGCAAUAAGGGUGGUAUCGGCAAUGAAUCCUACCAGUUCGUUCCGGUGCGCCGUAAACCCUUAAGCGAGUACAUGGUGCUUGAGGAUCCGCCUGCUCCCAGUCGUCCAUCUGCAGCCCCUUCCAAAUUGCCGCUCGAUAAACCUCCCAUGAGCUAUGCCGCAGCCGUGGAGUCGCUCCCAGUGUCCAGGCUCAAGAUCAAGGUGGUAUUAUCUCCACGUUUCAAACGGGCCAGCAAUCAGCUUCCGGUAAAGCGGCAAAGCCCCAAACACUCCCAAGACAACAAGUUCAAAACGAUCACGCCGCCGCAGUCCAAGCCAACUAAUGCCCAGGUGAAUCCCAAGUGGAAAGUGGUCCAGGUGGCUCCUCAGUCUCGCAUUGCCCAGGUCAAUCCCCAUCCAAUCAACUCGACGCUAGUAGCCAGCUGUAAGAAAUCCAAGGCCAACAGAUCCAAGCAGGCCAAGCAAAAGAAACGAGAAGAGGCUGCCAUUAAAGAGCUCGAAGUUCCAGAGAAGCCUCCAAAUCUCCUGCCUUCCUCGCCAAAGUUCUCCGAAGCCUUCAUCUACUUGAAUCACCACCACGAGCAGAUGCAGCGCAUCCUGGCCGAACAGACUGCUGGACAGGAACUUCAUCUUAAUCGUGGCCAAGUAAAACCCUGUAAACUCAAUGCCCACCUCCCGACUCAUCGAUCCCUCUUCGACCUCGAUGAACGGCUAUUCAUUCGCGGCGAUCUGGAGGCCAUCGCAAUAUUCGCCCAGAACAAGGCCAUGCUGCGCAAUUGGCUGAACCCAGGCCUUUUGAUCUGCUAGGCAACCCCAUUUAAGCCCUUACAAAUGCAAAUUUAUCAGUUAGUUUUAUGUAUUGAAAGUAAUUAUGUUAAAUCAAAAUUCGACUCAAAAUUUUUAGAACAAUCUAAUUAGCAAAAGAGCUGCUCAACCAACGCAAUGCGAAAAUGGCAGCCAAUAGAGAUUAAACAUAUUUUUGGGUAUACUCGACAAUAAAGAUUUUUAAAAUAAAAAUCAAGUAGGCAAAUCGUUAGUAAUAAAUAAGAAAGG